AUGUCAUCAACCCGCAAGAACCCCAUACAAUUUGUAUCCCUAAUAUCACGAACCGAUAAACCACUCUACAUCCAAUCAUUCAUACUGGAGAUAGGGUCAAAUCCGAAAGAAGCAAACACAGAUGGAACCACAGAAUCCGUUCAAUCGACAUCUACAAUCAACAAGUUUCUCAAAUUCAACUUCUUCAGUCAUAUGGCACUAGACAUAUUUUCAUCACCCACAUCACUCUCCUUACGUGAACAACAACAACAACAACAAAACACCAAUGGCGUCUUGCUCUUGUUUAUCCAAGACCAAGUGAUUGUGUAUGGAUAUGAAUCGAAUAAUGGGCUAAAAAUAAUUGUGGGAAUGGAUCAAAGUGCCAUCAUAAAUCAAGAUAAUUUAUACCAAUUCAUUACUUCAGUUUAUAAAUUAUAUUUAAGAGUUGUUUGUAAUCCAUUUAAAAAUUUUGGCAUUGGUCAACAAGAUGAACAAGAGGAUGGCAAUGAAGAGGAUGUUUUAAACUCGCCCAAGUUUGAUGAGGGGGUAAAGAAACUAGUUGAUAAUUUUAUAUAA
Molecule: messenger RNA, 555 nt
Organism: Lodderomyces orthopsilosis Co 90-125
Lineage: Eukaryota; Fungi; Ascomycota; Pichiomycetes; Serinales; Debaryomycetaceae
Exons: 1
Coding region: 1-555 (184 amino acids)
Biological process (GO): endoplasmic reticulum to Golgi vesicle-mediated transport
Cellular component (GO): nucleus; cytoplasm; TRAPP complex
Source: RefSeq, a predicted model, not a curated record